Messenger RNA from Meloidogyne enterolobii, 544 nucleotides. The record is from the annotation of a GenBank genome assembly. NCBI's taxonomy places the organism in Eukaryota, Metazoa, Nematoda, Chromadorea, Rhabditida, Meloidogynidae.
UUUCAAUAGCUGCGAAGGCGCGGGUAAAGUUAGCUGGUUUGGAAUGUGUCGGUCGGUGACUCUUUUGUUGGGGAGUCGGCUGGCGCUCAUCCAUUCUAAUUGACUGUCCUUUUAGCCUUUUUGUACUCCUUUCCACCUCUUCUUUUAUGGCCACUUGUUCAAGGAGAAAAUUCCUAAGUUCCUUAUGUGUCCAUUCGCCUGCGGCCGUACUUCGCUCCCUUUCUAUGAUUUUUUCAAUAAGGGUGGAUGGAAGUUUGGCCUUAAUAGUGGUGACUAAAAGAGACGCGUCUUCCUUUGUUCUAAAAUUGGAUUCCAAUUGCCUGCAAAUUCUUUCUAUAUUGUCACAAAAGGCGCGAAGUGAGUCAGCAGAGUCUUUUGUAGCUGGCAGUUGAAGGAGCUCUGAUUGGAGGGUUUCCCUUAGGUUGCGGGUGCUACCGUAUCUCCCUUUCAAACAUUCUACUAUAAUUGGGUAAUUCUCUGCUAUUCUCAUGAAUCCUUGGACGGUUGCCUCGGCUGAUCCCUUGAGCGAAUUAGGUACUUUAUG